Messenger RNA from Stylophora pistillata, 1499 nucleotides. RefSeq lists its product as uncharacterized. Lineage: Eukaryota; Metazoa; Cnidaria; Anthozoa; Scleractinia; Pocilloporidae. The record is from RefSeq and is a predicted model, not a curated record.
GUAUAUGCAUAACAUUGGCAGCAGCAUAAAAGGACGUAAAGCAGAGCUACAUUGUACAUCAGCUCCAGUCGGGGAGUGAAAUACAACUCCAAGAGAAGCAAGUAGAAAGCGAAACGAGAUCGAAGUCAAGCGGCGAUGAUGCGACAUCAAAUCCUCCCCGUUGCGGUCAUAUCCUUACUGGUUGUUGCCACUGCGAACUUGGCGUCCGCAAGUCCUGUCCUUUCCGACAAUUCCCCCUCUAAGAAGGUUGUGGAAUACAAUGUUCAGAUCGGCGAGUCAGGGGAACAUUUCAACGAGACGAUUGAAGUUGACACGGAAAGGCGGACUGAACUAUUUAAAGUUCCUGCUCACGGCAAUGUGGACCACAGUAAUAUCCUACACGACUUCAAGACGAAUCUAAGCUUGCUUCUGAUGCCGGAAAAGAAGAUCUGCUAUCUUCUCCCCCUGGAAAAGGAGUUAUCUACGCCUGCAAAACUUGCAAGUGAUUUGGAUAAGGCCGAGAGAAUUAUUAAUAACAAGAUAAUCAUCGCGAACAAAUGGACAGCCGGCCAAGAGUUGACUGAUCGAUCAAUUCUAAGCAAUGAGAUGGCAGCUUUCUGUGUAGAAUACCCCAUAUAUCACGUGAAACAGUUGGAAGAUACCAUGACAUUGACCAAGACUCAAAUAAACGGUAGAACAAAUAGAAAACGACGGCAAGGCGAGUUUAUUACACUCAAGGAAGAAAUAUUGUGUGCGAAUGGAAUAGCCAAUCCUUUUUAUGCACAUCAAGGUAACUUUGCUACUGGAAACUGUUUCGCCUCGGGGAAAAGUUGGCGAGUGAAGUGCAGAAUAACAGGGGAAACCUGUUAUGAAACCGUUAUAUGCAGAUCGUUUCAGCAAUGUCGCGAAGAACACCUAACUAAUACUUUGUUUUGCUGCGAAUACAAAUGUCUUUGAAACCUUAAUGAAAUGAGCGAAACUUUUAAAGUUUCUUUGAUAAACGUUAAAUUUCUUUUCCUUCCUUUGAUUAGGGAGUGCCCGGCUUUUUAAACAUGCUUUCCCUGCGAUUUUAAUUUUUCAAUAUUUGCAUGAAGAAAGAGUAUUCUUCUAUAUUUAGAUUACCCCUUAACAACCACUAGAUAACCUCUGCCUGGAUUACUUUGCAAACUGAAUAUUGUAUGUGAUGUAGAGAAACAACUUGAGGUAGAAUCGCUCUUUCGUUUAUUGCCAAAGUGUCACCUUUGACAAGCAAUCUAAAAUACUUCAAAAUUACAUAAAAUAUUGUAAAGCUUUGUAUCCGGCUGGAAAAGAUAGUUCGUUCGUUAAGGAUAACUUAUAAUUUUCAGCAUUAUUAUCGGUGUUAAAUGUUUAAAACACCAACUUAACUCUAGUUGUUCGUGAGCUUACCAGUUGCAAGCCACUUGAGCAUGCUUUUAGGUAAUGCACAUUACAUGUAGUCAUAAUUGUAUCACGUACUGUAAAACUAGGUAAUAAAACUUAAGAUAUUACAAACGCUGUGU